AGUAUUUGAUGGUGUUGUACACAGAGCGGUGCUGACCUCACUGUGACAUUGACUCCCUUCCAGGCCCGCUAUCGUACUGCUCAGCCUGACAGGGUCCAGAUGCAAUUAAAUAUAAUUGUAUAAUAUGUAGUCUGUUUAAGAAUAUAAUUUGCAAUGCUUUUCCACUCUUUGAUGAUAUGAUGAAAACAUCAACCGCUUGUUCUUUGUCAGAGCAGUAUUUACCAGGGCUCUGAAUCAGUUUUUCACACAGGACCACUGCUCCGUGUGCCACCCACACAACAAAAGAAAGUGCUCAACAAAAUACACCAAUGAAAAAUCGCAUGUCCAAAGCCUAAAACACAUAAAACACAUGCAUAAACAAUAUACAUUACAUCAGUGACCACCAACUCCCAUGCAUGCUCACAUCAACAGUAUAUUAAUCACUGAAGAGGGGCAGGAAAUGUGUUUCCCUGCCUCACACAAAAUAAAUAAAGAGGGGGAUAUUCUCACACCAUCACCUCAUUGUCAUCUGCCAUGCGCUGCAGCUGCUCGCUUUGUCCAUUAGGUGUCGCUCAACUACUGCACCUGGUGCAUCCAGCCCCCCCCCAAUCUCUGGCCCGGAUUGUCUGGGUUCGUAAUUGUCACGGGCCAAUCACAAGCGAGGUGGGCGGGUCUCCAUUGUUACUACAGAUACUCGAAGAAGUUUGCACCGACCUGCUGCCUGCAGCUGCACCUAUGAGUCUCCACGUUAAUGAAUAGCCGCGGCCCGCGCGAGACACACGAGCCGAUUAUGCCGAGAUAAAGAGCAUCUGACUCGCGCUCCGUCCGAUAAUGGCAUGCGAUGGUUCAUCCGCGGAGGAUUUCCCGGACAAAGUGAUGCCCAGAGCGGCUCCGUGCACGUGCAACAACAAGAAGUGCAGGAGUCGGAGCAGCAGUGUUGUCUUCCUGGGAUUAUUCCUGCUGUCGCUGUCUCUACACGCUGUCACCCUCGUCUGCUAUUUGGACCUGCGGUCCGAGGUCAAAAGGGAAAUUAUCCACCAGAAGCGGGACUCAAUGUUGACGCUAGCGGGGAGUGACCUGGCUGACCCGGCGGCGGUGCUCUCACCCGGACACCCGCGACUGGACUCCGGGAGCAGCCGCACCACAGAGCCUCAUGAGGAGAAGUUACUGCACAGAAAUAGCGAAUUCCACGCCACAGAGGAUAACAGGGGCAUAACUCAGCGAGCGAAAAGAAGUCCCGGCAAGCAGCCAGAAACAGAACCGACUGGGAGAGAAAGAAGGAAAGAGAAGAAAAAAGGGAAAAAAAGGUCUGUGCCGGGCCCCCCUGGUCCCCCUGGUCCCCCGGGCCCACAGGGGCCACCGGGCAUCCCUGGAAUCCCCGGUAUUCCAGGAAGCAACGCUGUAGGGCCCGCAGGACCCCCUGGACCCCCCGGGCCGCAGGGACCUCCGGGCACUCAAGGUCCAGCAGGGGUUCCCGACAAGACGAAAACAAAAGAAUUCCAGCCUGCAGUGGUUCACUUGCAAGGACAGGAGACAACCAUCCAAGUGAGAGAAGAUCUGUCUGAAGGCAUCCUUAGGAACUGGAAGAUGGUAUCCAUCCAUCACCGCGUGUUUAAAAUGCACUCUCGCUCUGGAGAGCUGGAGGUGCUGCUGGACGGUGUCUACUUCAUAUAUAGUCAGGUAGAAGUGUACUACCUCAACUUCACCGACAUUGCCAGCUAUGAGGUGAUGGUGGACUCCAACCCGUUCCUCCGCUGCACCUGCAGCAUCGAGACGGGCCAGCGCAAGUUCAACACCUGCUACACGGCUGGAGUGAGCCUGCUCCGCGCCGGCCAGAGGAUCUCCAUACGCAUAGUGUAUGAGGACACACUCAUCAGCAUGACCAAUCACACCACCUUCCUGGGAAGUGUCAGACUUGGAGAGGCUCCAUCUGCUGGACAGAACUGAUAACUGCACAGCCACCAGCACUCUACAUGAAAUGCCCCCGUCUUGCCCCCGCCGUUCAGGGGCAACUCAAAUCCCUCGGGUUAUUAAAGGUCGAGGGAGCCCCCAGGUGACUUGUGUUCACUCUCACAGCUCUGUAUUAAAAAGGGAACAACAUAGACUGUCACACUUCCCCCUCACGUUGAUUCUGUGCAAAGAGAUGAGCCUCGAUGAGCCUCGUCAAACAAAAGGUCCUAUUUAUAGCCCCCAUUUUGUGUCAACACGGACGGCAUCUCUCUUUAUAACAAGGAAGGACACUGCGCUGACAUGUACUUAAUACUUACUAUUUUUAAGUGCUGUUGAAUGAUAAUCUUGUAUCUCCAAAAACACCAGCUACUCAAAAUGUUUUAUUCGCAGUUUGUAUACAGGGCCAUUUUAAUUAAUUUAAUUAUAUAAACAAUUAUAAGUGGUUAAAGCUCCAUAUGCCCCAGGGUUAUAAGAAUGAUUAAAGAUCAUAUACAUGUUCAAAGCACUUAUAAAGGUAUCUAUGCAAAGCUGAGACACAUCCAUAAAAACUGGAGUUAUAAGGUAUUCACGGAGCAACAGCACUAUAUAUUUUGCACACAUUUGCACUACAGCAUCCCUGCAGAAUAUCAGUGAUAUGUUUUGUUACAGUGCUAUUGUUUUAGUUACCGUAUGAAUGAAUCCAUGUGGAAAAAUGAUAGUUGUUUAUACGUCUCUGUACAUAUUGUAUAUAAAAAGGGAUAUACUUUUGUAAAUGGAGUUGAUUGAUGGAUUAAAAUGUUUCAUUU
Molecule: messenger RNA, 2714 nt
Organism: Epinephelus fuscoguttatus (brown-marbled grouper)
Lineage: Eukaryota; Metazoa; Chordata; Actinopteri; Perciformes; Serranidae
Product: ectodysplasin-A-like
Exons: 8
Coding region: 811-1926 (371 amino acids)
Biological process (GO): animal organ development; immune response
Cellular component (GO): membrane
Molecular function (GO): death receptor agonist activity; death receptor binding; tumor necrosis factor receptor binding
Source: RefSeq, a predicted model, not a curated record